UGGUGGUGGGAUGGCGGAAUUGCUCUCUUUUGCGGUUCCCACCGAGAGUGACAAAACCUUGCUGGUGUGGGAGCUGAAUUCUGGACCCACGGCCGAGGCCUUGCAUCAUUCUCUGUUCACAGUCUUCUCCCAGUUUGGCCUUCUGUAUUCAGUGCGAGUCUUCCCAAACGCUGCAGUGGCGCGUCCCGGUUUCUAUGCCAUCAUCAAGUUUUAUUCAGCAAAGGAUGCUUACAGAGCGCAAAAGGCAUGCGACCAGAAGCAGCUUUUUCAGAAUUCUCCAGUGAAGGUUCGUCUUGGCACCAAACAUAAGGCGGUUCAACAUCAGGCCCUUGCCCUAAACAGCUCCCAGUGCCAAGAAUUGGCAAAUUAUUACUUUGGUUUCAAUGGAUGGUCAAAAAGGAUCAUCAAGCUUCAGGAUCUUUCUGACCUUGAAGAAGGGGCGAAGGAAGAUACUGCAGCACCACUUCAGAAACAGAGGCUGAAAUUCUUCUGUGCUUUAGAGGUGGUGUUGCCAUCCUACGGGUGCCGGAGUCCCGGAGCUGGCAUGGCUGAGGAGCCUUUGGAUAACCUGGAGGAAGGGCCAUUAUCAUUUCUUACGAAAAGGAAGACCACCCAGAAGCUUGCUAUUCAGAGGGCUAUGUCAGACGCAUUCCAGAAACUGUUGAUCGUGGUUUUAGAAAGUGGUAAAAUAGCUGUGGAAUACAGACCCUAUGAAGAGAUCACAGAUGGCAGUAUCGAAGAUAAGCUACAGGAUUUAAUUCAAGUCAGCUACUUUUCUUGGAAGCAGUAUGGCCAGGGGGAGGAAGAAUGUCUCUCGGAUUUAAGCUUUGAAGAACAAGAGUUCAAAUUGCCAGAGCUGGACUAGCAUUUUUUAAUUUCCCAGGAUGCCAAGUCCCGUAGCUUCCUUGGGAGCUCAGCUCCACUCCCCCACCCAAUCAGCCCGCCAGAGUUGCUGGAGUCCGGGGACACCCAGAUCUGAGUCUAAAUCCUGCCUUGCUGUGAGCAGCCCCGGGGCGGGGGUGGUGGUGAACUUUACAGGGGGAAGGGAGUCCUGGGCCCUAGUGAUUCUGGAAAAAGCGCUCGAUCCGGUGGUGCGGAGCCCAUCUCCAAGGAGCUAAUAAAGGUGGCGUAAAUAAAGAUGUCAUAAAUAAAGGGUGGGACGUAGGCGGGGAAGGGGCGCGCAGUUGC
Molecule: messenger RNA, 1188 nt
Organism: Hyaena hyaena (striped hyena)
Lineage: Eukaryota; Metazoa; Chordata; Mammalia; Carnivora; Hyaenidae
Gene: RDM1
Product: RAD52 motif containing 1
Exons: 7
Coding region: 11-865 (284 amino acids)
Cellular component (GO): nucleolus
Molecular function (GO): RNA binding
Source: RefSeq, a predicted model, not a curated record